Quercus robur (English oak) is the source of this 2016-nucleotide messenger RNA. Its product is annotated as stomatal closure-related actin-binding protein 1-like. NCBI's taxonomy places the organism in Eukaryota, Viridiplantae, Streptophyta, Magnoliopsida, Fagales, Fagaceae. Bases 214 to 1698 code for a protein of 494 amino acids. The transcript has 13 exons. The record is from RefSeq and is a predicted model, not a curated record. Gene Ontology annotation, molecular function: actin binding. Gene Ontology annotation, biological process: regulation of stomatal movement; actin filament organization.
CUCUCUCUCUUCCUUGCUUUUUGAAAAGCAACACCACCAUAUUUCUUUGCAUAUUCUCUCACAAAACUCUCUCUCUCUAUCUCUUUCAUUGUCACAGGCAAAGGUUAUUGGAUAACCAAGUUGAAGCUACUAGGCUUGCAUCUGAUCCAAGAAUCUAUUAUAGCCCUACAUAGUUAAAUGUUUUUGUGAUGAUCUAGUAGCUGGUCUGAAACAAUGACGAGGGUGACUCGUGAUUUUGGUGACACCAUGCAAAAAGAGGCGGUUCCGGCAGUAUCUGCUGAUGUGAUGUUUAAUUCCAGUCGGUUUCCGAAUUACAAAAUCGGAGCUAACAAUCAGAUAGUGGAUGCGACGGAUGACCCCAAAGUGCUAUCCAUGAAGGAGGUUGUUGCCCGGGAGACUGCACAACUGUUGGAACAGCAGAAACGCCUCUCAGUUCGAGACCUUGCCAGUAAAUUUGAGAAGGGGUUGGCUGCUGCUGCUAAGUUGUCUGAAGAGGCUAGACUAAGAGAAGCAGCUUCAUUGGAAAAACAUGUUCUUUUGAAGAAGCUUAGAGAUGCACUGGAGUCCUUGAAAGGGCGUGUGGCGGGUAGAAACAAGGAUGAUGUAGAGGAAGCUAUUUGUAUGGUGGAAGCUUUAGCAGUACAGCUGACUCAAAGGGAAGGGGAGUUAAUACAAGAAAAGUCUGAAGUCAAGAAGCUAGCAAAUUUUCUUAAGCAGGCAUCAGAAGAUGCAAAGAAACUUGUUGAUGAGGAAAGAGCUUUUGCUCGUGCUGAAAUAGAAAAUGCCAGAGCAGCAGUUCAGAGAGUGGAAGAGGCCCUUCAGGAACAUGAACGAACGUCUAGGGCCUCUGGGAAGCAGGAUGUGGAAGAACUGAUGAAGGAGGUUCAAGAGGCUAGACGAAUUAUCAUGCUGCAUCAGCCAAGCAAGGUUAUGGACAUGGAACUUGAGCUUCGAGCACUGAGGACACAGCUUGCAGAGAAGUCAAAGCAUUCUCUGAGGCUUCAGAAAGAGCUGGCAAAGAGCAAGAGGGUCGUGGAGAAUGGUUCCCAGUCAUUUGAAUUAGAUGGGCAUGAAGCUUUAGGUUCAUACUUGCGGAUUCAACCUUGCACUGACAAUGCUCCAGAACUUUCUAAAUGUUUGAUUCAGUGGUAUCGUGUAUCACCAGAAGGUGGCAAAAAGGAGCUUAUAUCAGGAGCUACCAAAUCAGUUUAUGCUCCUGAACCUUUUGAUGUUGGGAGAAUUUUGCAAGCCGAUAUUGUUUGGGAAGGACAACAAAUCACAUUGACAACUGCAGGUCCCAUUGAUCCAGCUGCUGGUUUGGGAAGCCAUGUGGAGGCACUUGUGCGAAGGCAUGACAUUGAAUUCAAUGUGGUUGUUACCCAGAUGAAUGGUGUAAAUCACCCAUCAGAAUCAAUUCAUGUGCUUCAUGUGGGAAGGAUGAGGAUAAAGCUUCGUAAAGGAAAGACAACAAUCGCUAAAGAGUACUACUCCACUUCAAUGCAGCUCUGUGGAGUUAGAGGAGGUGGGAAUGCUGCAGCACAGGCACUGUUUUGGCAAGCAAAAAAAGGUCUUUCUUUUGUAGUAGCUUUUGAAUCAGAGAGAGAGAGAAAUGCAGCUAUUAUGCUGGCUAGGAGGUUUGCUUUCGACUGCAAUAUCAUGCUAGCUGGCCCAGACGACAGAGCUCCUUUAGGAACCUAAUGGACCUCCAUUGAUCUCACUUUUGCUAAAUGUAAUUAAUUUGAGUUUCCCACAUAUCAUGUAUUAUAAGUUUGUAAUGGUAGAGAUGGCUUUGUAUAAUUGUGAUAUGGUGUUCCACAUUUUUUUUUACCUCGAUUCUUUUUACCAUUUUGUUUCCCAACAUCAAGGCAAUUUUUUAUUUGCCUUUUUGUCCCGAGUGUUAACAGAAUUUCCCACUUACAUUUUGAGGAAUGGUUGCAGCUCAUUGUAAAUCUGUAAAACAUCACUUGAGGUUUUGAAUGAUUGAUAUAUUUGAUGACUGGUUCAUGAUUGAUGAUU